AUGACAUCCUAUCUUAGGCAGAUCCAGAUCACAGGGCUCCUGCUCCUCAUCCUCAUCCACAUCAGCACCUCGGAGCCCGCGAAGACCAACGCUCGGCCUGUCCAUGAGAUCAUCAACGAACAAGCCCGAAGCGACGACAAAACCCGGCUAGGUACCCCCGGGACUUUACCCUACGGGAACCCCCUAGCUGGGAACUCCCUGAAGAACGCCAGACUACACGCGGCGAACCAACAAGCGAUGUUCAACGCUGAAAGAGUGAGACAACACAGAGCACAACUCCAAAGAUGGACGAAGGCACCUCCUCAAGUCGAUAGCUACAUGAGAGCCUAUCAGGAAUCUCAAGAAAGCCAUCAACUGGCUCUAGAACAGCAGCAGGCCAAUUUAAGAGACAAAAAAGUCGCGAAUCCUGAUGCUAAACCAGCAACUAAACCUAGAGUCACUGUUACCAGAACUCAAACUCUAAAACGAGGAGUCAAAGUCAUCCCAGAAGCAGUCAAAAUGAAUAAAGAUAUUAAAGAGAAAAAUAGAAACCAUAGGUCUCAUGGUUCCGUUGAAUACCAUCAAUAUUUGGAGCCUAAAGCGUAUAAGUCUGUAUAUGUGUCCCCAGGACCGACGUACGACCAAGGAGUGACGAUUAAACCAAAUGGAAACAUAGGAUUAGCGUCCUUCAAACCAUCGCCGGAAGAACCUAAAUUGUUUACAGAAGCGAUCCCGAGUAAAACUCGAUAUGUCUACCCGAAACAAUACAGUCAAAUGCAGCACUACGAGUCAGCGAAAGACAUUGAAGCUUUAAACUCGUUAUUGAACAAGAAUCCACAAGUUCAAGUGUCAGAAUUAAACGCUCUGCUAAGUCCAGGAGCAACAGAACCUAAAGAUGUCCUAGACACUCCAAUCGACUUGUAUUUCUACGCGAAAAACCCUUCAGCCGAAUUACACUCCAAUUAUUACGAUGACCAAUACGCUCAGAUACCUCCAACGUAUGCUAGCGCUUACAUGCCAGAGGUCAAAGAUUACACGCCUAUUACAGAAGAAGUAGACGACAUCGAAAACCCUGAUAAAGAGCCUAAAAUCAAACCGAUUGGAAAACAAACAAUCCUAACUCCUCAAGUUCCUGAAGCCGAAACUACAACCACUAAAAGUAAUAAUUACUACAAAGUCGAAGUUGCAAGUCAAAUCAUCAGCUCAGGGUACAGGCCUCAUGACGUCAAGCCUUUUAUUCCUGAAGAAGCAAAAGAGUCUUCACCACACAGUCAACCUCUAGUGUACUAUCUCAAAAAAGGUCCGAAAACCGAAGGAGAUUCAAGCCAAAGAUAUUUGCAUCACAACUCUGAACACCAUGGAGUUCAGCAUCUCUCUGAAGACGGCACAGGGACCUCAGCAUUCGGUGACGACAAUCUCCACUACGCCGCCAACUACGAGUUCGGUUACCGUGUGCGCGACGCACACAGCGGCAACGACUUCGGCCACCAAGAAGCGAAGCACGGAGACAGCACGAAUGGACGAUACCACGUGCUUUUACCCGACGGAAGAAUGCAGAAGGUGCAGUACUCGGCUGGACCAGAGGGAUUCCACGCGGAUAUUUCUUACGACCACUUGCAAUAGAGGUUGGUUUGAAAGCUUACGCUCGUAUUCACAAACGAUGCUUGCUUAAGUGAAGCAGCAAAUCGAACGCACAGCGUUGAAUAGAGUUCUGUG
Ostrinia furnacalis (Asian corn borer) is the source of this 1695-nucleotide messenger RNA. RefSeq names its product cuticular protein RR-2 motif 143 (gene CPR143). The record is from RefSeq and is a predicted model, not a curated record. NCBI's taxonomy places the organism in Eukaryota, Metazoa, Arthropoda, Insecta, Lepidoptera, Crambidae. The coding region runs from base 1 to 1602 and encodes 533 amino acids. The transcript is spliced from 2 exons. Gene Ontology annotation, cellular component: extracellular matrix.